Molecule: messenger RNA, 1234 nt
Organism: Ylistrum balloti
Lineage: Eukaryota; Metazoa; Mollusca; Bivalvia; Pectinida; Pectinidae
Product: hemicentin-2-like
Exons: 5
Biological process (GO): cell-cell adhesion
Cellular component (GO): cell-cell junction
Molecular function (GO): cell adhesion molecule binding
Source: RefSeq, a predicted model, not a curated record
GCAUUAUCAAUGUUUCAAAUAGUAUUCAAACUAUGUGUGUUCACCUUACCAUGGACAACGUUUACAUCGACAGAUGCUGUCACACUGACGGGGUCGUCUGUGUACGCUGUACCUGGGUCUGGGUUUACAUUAACGUGUGAUGUACCAGAGGAGGCCCAGGGUGUAAGGUUUUACCGCCGUCCUGAAGUAACAUCUCCAGAAGGUGCUGUUCAAGUAGGUGGUGAUCAGUGUUACAACAUAAAAGUAGCCUUGCCUGUCCCAUGUACCCCGGAUGUCUGUUCUUGUGUAACGUCAGAAGGCCUCGGUACAGUUUUCCGAUGGAUCAUGCAGCCACAGACUGAAGACCAUGGAUCUGUGUGGUUCUGUAGACGAACUAACACCAACCUACCUAACCAGACACUGGAUAGUGCUGAUUUCAUCCUCGAAGUUGCAAAUGGUCCAGGUACUUCCAUUGCCUUGUCCCCGCCGGACACUACCUACACCAAGACAGAGGGAGACACGUUACCUGACAUCACUUGUGCAGCGGAUUGUAAACCUGACUGUACAUUUGUCUGGACACGACCGGACAACAUCAACUUUACUGUGUCACCUGUGUUGUCACUAGGACAACUGAAGAGGUCAGAACAUGGAACGUACAAAUGUACCGCUAGGAAUGGUGUAGGGGAGUCGACUUCAACAACACAUGUAAUUGUACAUUAUGGACCUGGAGUCAGCAUUUCAUUUGAACCUCAAGAAGAUAGUGUUGAUGUCGCUGAAAAUCAGACCGUCACAGAUGUCAUCUGCUCUGCCGACUGUAGACCGUUAUGUACCUACACCUGGUCUAAGUUAGGAUCGAAUUACCUGAACCCGUUGAGUCUAUCUGUGGCCACGAGGAACAAUGCCGGACAAUACACAUGUAGAGCCAACAAUACUGUUGGUCAAGGAACUAGGAUGUGGAACCUUACCGUCAGAUUUCCGCCUCGAAUUACCGCUCUUGUUUACAGUCAAGGAGAUGCUGAAGUGAGAGAACAUGAAUCUAAAUCACUGAUCUGUACUGUGGAUAGUUAUCCUCCGUCCAAAAUACAGUGGCUUUAUAAAACCAACAACACCAUUCUACUCAACACCCCAGACGUCUUAGACAGUACCUAUACCCUGACUAACGCUAAAUGUCUGGACACUGGACUGUAUACCUGCGUCGUAAGGAACAGCGUCUCUACAACAGCUGUCACCAGGGACAUACCUGUCAACGUUCUCU